CGUGUUUUCCAGCCUAGACCCUGGCCAUGGAUGAUUCAUGGAAAUGAUCGUCUUCGACCGACGUAUGCUUAUAUUUGGGACCAAGUGGCAGCUCCUUUUGCGAGAGCUAAGAGGGCAUACAUGGAGUAUGUUAACGAGUUUGACACCCUUUCUGCCUCUAGCGUCACAUGGCAGCCAUACAACGCACCUGAGUAUGCUGGGAUGAUCUUUAGUGUAGUAUGCAGCAGUGAAGAUGAACUCUAUAUGAUGCAAUGUCCUUUGGUCUGUUUCUGGUGUGUUGAGUGGCACCUACCUCACAGGGUUCAGAGACAGUUUGGUAGGAACCAGCUAUGGCCGGUUGAAGAUGUUCCUACUUCAAAGGAGCUACACAAAUUUGACCGGCGGAAGCAAAAGAAGAUAACGGACUUUCGUCAACAUCAUCUGAUAUUAGUAAAUGAUUGGGAAUCGGGUGCUGAGAAUGUAUAUUCCAACGAUGAGUUGCACAACAAUAGUGAUUACAGGCGGUACCAAGCUUGGUACCAGGGUGCGACUCGUUGUAAGCUUCGCCAGCAGUGGACAGCGGAAGACUACGCCGACAUUGAUUCUUCAGACGAUGAAGAAACGGAGUAUGACCUGACCACUAGACUGGGAACCCAAGUGGAGGCGGCACCCAUAUUAGAUCGAGUGGGUAACACAUUGCGACAGUCGGUAGAGGACAUUGAUCGCCAACUUUUGACUACGGGCGACAGCAGCAUGCGCAGCUUCUUGCAGCGUUUAUCUAGGCGCCUACGUGGAGCUGCUGCUCGCUGUGGCUGCAGGACUACUGUUGCACAUGACGUCCAUGUACCAUCGUGUACCGACACAGCAACGCCCUCCACAGGUCUUGGUGCUGGCUUCGACUACGAUCACGACGAGAUAGGACCUUCACAGCUUGAGGGGGCUCCUUCGACACAGCCAUUACAACCACAGGAUCGUAGGCGACACCGCUCUCCACAACGUUACACUCCAGGCACCGACGCUUUAGGCAAGGGUAAGACUAGGAGACGUUGAAUUGGUUUGGACUCUAUGGACUUGUUAUGUAACGUAUGAAUUAUAUAGACUUGUAAUGGACUCAUUUGGCCUCUACGGGCUUGUAUGACAUUUUAAUGGACUUGUAUGAAUUCUAUGGACUUGUAAUGAACUUGUUUAGACUUUUAUGAGCUUGCUUGGAAUUGUUUACAAUUGUAUGCACUUGUAUGUUAUGCUUAUCUAUGAGUAUGUCUUGGAUUGACAAAAAACAGAGAAAACUCUGCCGAAAUUUUGUGAAAUUGUUGGUUAUGUCAUGUAGCCUUUACAUAACUAUUACAUAGCCUUUUCAGAAGCAUUAAUUUUAGGACUAGCAUCUAUACUUUUCAGAUCCAUUUCGUAGCCUUUUCAGGAGUGCUUAUAUAGCCUUUUCAGAGUGUAAAAAUAGCCUUUUCAGGAUUGUAUAUAUAGCCUUUUCAGAAAAAGAACAUAGCGUAGGACAUGUAGCCUUUUCAGAACUAGAACAUAGCCUUUUCAGAGUUUUUGUACAUAUCUGAUGUUUAUAAUCUAUUACACUAUCUAUCCUUUAGCCUAUAUAUACACGAUCCUUUGUACAUUUGCUUCAUUGUGCAAUAGAAUGGCUUCAGGGUCUUCUAGGGGCAAGGGUGCGGUAAAUGAGAGACGAAAGGAUGGAGGGAAGUUAACUCCAAUGUCUUUUGAUGGCCCUCUUGGUCCAGAUUUUUUUGAAGAGGCGGUUUUUAACUUUCCAGUUCAAAGUAAAAAAGAUUUCAACAAAGAGGUUAGACUUAGGUCCUACGAUAAUAGGAGAGAAGAUUGGCCGAAGUGCAUGCAUGGCGAGGAUUGCUUGGUGCAGAUGUUCGUUGAGGGUGGAAUUGAUGGAGGCCGGCGUUUCUUCAGAUGUCCUUAUGCAUAUCAUUCAUUGGUCAAGGAGAAUUGUGGGUUCACUCGUUGGGUAGAUCCUCGUCCAAUUUUUCCUCAUGCGGAAUACAUAUCCUACCUACAGAAUAGGAUAUUUGAUCUAGAGAGAGAAGUAAGCAACAAAAAUGAUGAGGAAGAAAGAGACACAAACAAUGGUGGUGCUUCACAGGUGCAAGUAUGCCCAGAUCCAUAUUGUUGCUGCCCUUGUCACAACAAGAAUGUUGGUCCUCCGUCGUCUCCACCGCACCCACAGCAGACACCAACAAUGGGAGGAUACUAUGGGGAAGGCUCAACUCAAUUUGG
Zea mays is the source of this 2226-nucleotide messenger RNA. RefSeq lists its product as uncharacterized. Gene Ontology annotation, biological process: meristem maintenance; meristem development. Lineage: Eukaryota; Viridiplantae; Streptophyta; Magnoliopsida; Poales; Poaceae. The record is from RefSeq and is a predicted model, not a curated record. The transcript has 6 exons. Bases 31 to 1029 code for a protein of 332 amino acids.